AUGGCGUUUGCUGGGACACAUAUCAGUUUGUUCCAACCGGAUAUCACGCAAAAACUAACGGAGCGCAUAGAUGAUCUAAAGCAAAAAAUCGCUGCUUGGGGGAAGCGGAUUCGACGAUUUAGCGAGAGGUCAAGGCGGUUCAACCAGAAUCGUCUCUUCCAGAGUGAUCAGAAGAGGCUCUAUAAAUCAUUGGAGCGACCAGAGGUAUGUGGAGCGGGCCCAGGACCGGAUCAGGCCGACACUGUCGCAUUUUGGCGUGGCCUGUGGUCAGAGCCCGUAAACCACCGCGAGGGCCCUUGGAUGGAAAUUGUGGCGAGCCAGAGUGCAAGUGUUACGCCUAUGGACCCCGUCACCAUAACACCUGAAAAUGUGGCUGAGGCGGUCCGUAGGGCCCCGAACUGGAAAAGUCCGGGGCUCGACGGGCUGCAUCAUUACUGGCUGAAGGGGUUCGUAGAGUGUCACGCUGUGCUCGCCCGACAGUUUCAAGAGGCUCUCGAUCAGAAGUCGCUCCCGAGCCUCUUCACUACUGGGAUCACUCAUUUAGUUCCUAAAGAUCAGGAUACCACAGACCCGAGCAAAUACCGCCCCAUCACGUGUCUACCCACUAUAUAUAACUUUUGA
This is a messenger RNA of Parnassius apollo (apollo), 621 nucleotides long. The record is from the annotation of a GenBank genome assembly. NCBI's taxonomy places the organism in Eukaryota, Metazoa, Arthropoda, Insecta, Lepidoptera, Papilionidae.